AUGCAAGCCAACUGUAGCCAACUGCACAGCCCUUCAGGAGCUGCAGGCAGUGAGGAUGCCUCAGCCUCCCAGUGUGUCCAAACAAGAUUGACAGCAGAAGCUUCCUGUCUUUAUUCUGGAGAUGUUCAUAUUCAGAUAAACUCCAUGCCUAAAGAAUGUGCUGAAAAUCCAAGCUCCAGAAAUGUAAGGUCAGGUGUCCACGGCUGUACCCAUGGAUGUGUACACAGUCGCUUACGGAGUCACUCCCACAAUGAAGCAAGGCAACCUGAUGAUACCGAGAUGGAGUCUGGAGAUCGUGGUAGUAGCUCCUUCUCAGAAUUCCGAUAUCUCUUCAAGUGGUUGCAAAAAGGUCUUCCAUAUAUUUUGAUUCUGGGUGUCAAACUUGUUAUGCAGCAUAUAACAGGAAUUUCUCUUGGAAUUGGGCUGCUUACAACUUUUAUAUAUGCAAACAAAAGCAUUGUAAAUCAGGUUUUUCUAAGAGAAAGGUGCUCAAAGAUUCAGUGUGCUUGGUUACUGGUAUUCUUAGCAGGAUCUUCUGUUCUUUUAUAUUACACCUUUCAUUCUCAGUCACUUUAUUACAGCUUAAUUUUUUUUAAUCCUACUUUGGACUAUUCGAGCUUCUGGGACGUACUUUGGAUCGUUGGAAUUACAGACUUCAUUCUGAAAUUCCUCUUCAUGGGCUUAAAAUGCCUUAUUUUAUUGGUGCCUUCUUUCAUCAUGCCUUUUAAAUCCAAGGGUUAUUGGUAUAUGGUUUUAGAAGAAUUAUGUCAGUAUUACCGAACUUUUGUCCCCGUACCAGUUUGGUUUCGUUACCUUAUAAGCUAUGGGGAGUUUGGUAAUGUAACUGGAUGGAGUCUUGGGAUAUUGCUGGCUUUACUCUACCUCAUACUAAAACUUCUGGUCUUUUUUGGACAUCUGAGAACUUUCAGACGGGUUUUAAGAAUAUUUUUUACACGACCAAGUCACGGAGUGGCUGCCAGCAAGAGACAGUGUUCAGAUGUGGAUGAUAUUUGUUCCAUAUGUCAAGCUGAAUUUCAAAAGCCAAUUCUUCUCACCUGUCAGGCUCUUGUGAAAUCUGUUUUUCAGAAAACUCAAGUGUGUUUGCUGGAAAUAGAUACCUGUGAUCUUGAAAUGCUAUGGGGUACCACAAAUUCCUAGGAGGGGGUAAGCCCUGGAAAAGGCUCUUAACAAGAAAGCAGAACCAACAGAAGGAGUCUCUAGCCCACAGGAGCCCAAAGUCCCAGGGAAGAGAGAUGAGUCAAUGGAGCUAAGCACAAGGUGCCCUGGGAACUACAUCUGACCUGGCAAGAAGUCUUCCUGGAGGUGGAGAUACCUAAGCUGUAUCAUAAAAAGUUAUUAAGAUGAAAUGUAGAGGGUAUUUAAAAAAAAAAAAAGGCAUUCCCAGUGCAAAAGAGGCUUGACAGGACGGGACAUGUCUUGAGGAUCUAAAAGUAGUUCAGUAUGGUUAGAAGUGGUUAGGACAUGUAUUAGGCUGGACAUAUAGGAAAUGGAAGGCCUGGGCAUCUAGGCAAAGGCAUCUGAAUCUUAUUUUAGAGGCAGAGGAGAAAUGCUGAGGUAAGGUAAAUGAAUAACCUUUGGCUUUAAGAAAGACAGUUCUAGUAGCAGUGUGAAGUUUUAGGGAAGAAAUGACACCAGUUAGAAGGCUAGUAAACUAAGCAAGAAGUAAAACCUGUAACUAAGAAAAUGAAGGUGGGGAAAAAAAGGGUAAAAGUGCAUCAUUAGCACUCGCUGACUAAGGAGAUAUGAGAAGAAAUGAUGAUACCAUGGUUUCUGUGUAAGUAAUGGUGUCAUUCAAUAACAGGAAAUGGAAACAAAGAAAAAAGUUUUGGGAAAAUGAUAUAUUGCUUUGGACAUGCUAAGUCUUAAAUUCUAAGUUCUUGUACACCUCUAGUAACAUGAAAAAGCGUAUAUACGUGGCCAUUAGUUGCAAUAUUAUUUGUAAAAGUGAAACAUAAGAAACAACCUAAAUGCCCACACAUAGGAUAUUGCAUGAAAACCCUGUGUAAGAAAACUGUAAAAAGAAUGAGGAACAUCUCUGAAAGCAAGGUGCAAAAGAGCAUAUAUGGCACAGCAGUAACACAGUAUGCUACCUUUUGUGUAACAGUGGAAAUAAGAAUAUAUGCUUAUAUCUGGAAUAAUGAGCACACCUAAAUUAAGCCAAAAGCUAAUGAUACAGGGAAUUCCCUGGCGGUCCAGUGGUUAGGACUCGGCACUAUCACUGACAAGGGCCCAGGUCCGAUCCCUGGUUGGGGAACUAAGAUCCUGCAUGCCAUGUGGCGUGUCCAAAAAAAUAACAAUAACAUAAAACAUCCCAACAAGAAACCUAUCUAAAAAAAAAAAAAAAAAAAGCUAAUGAUAGUGGAAAGGCAGGAAAGGGAAUGGGACCUCUGAGUAAAACCUGAAGGGUUUUAUCAUUCAUUUCUUUUCUCACCUAAAUCAAAUAUCAUUAUUGUGAUUAUUAAAUUCUGAACCAUGUUAAUGUUUUAUACAUUUCAAAAAUAAAAUUAAAUCUGGAUGGGGGAGGGAAAUAAAAUUGAAUACAACAGAAAUACAUAAAUUUAAUUGACUAUUACUUUGAUAAUUUUACCACAAAAGGAAAAAAAAGAUAUUUAAAUAACUUUACGUUGAACAUUCUUAGUGACAUAUAUGUAAGCAUAAAAAAAAUUGCCAAAAAAUCUUAAACCACACUUAGUAGGUUUAUAGCUCCUCAUAGUAUUGGUAUUAUAAUUCUCAAACUAUUAUGCACGUAUUGUACAACUAAGCAAAUGAGUAAAUGUACUGAUGUUGUUACCAGGCUUUUCUCACUGUGGAAAAACAGAGAUGCAAAUGUAGGCCGAGGAAAGAAGAACCCUACGGAAUUGGACUGAAAUUAGGAAUAUCAAUAUGUAGCCAUGAUUUAAAACAAAAACAAAACUUCCUAGCUCUGUGUACUGAAAGAGCCAGGAACAAUGAGACUUCAGUAGCAAAAAGUAUAGCUUGGCACCCAGAUCUUGGUUUCUCUAGCAAAAAAAAACAGGGUUCCAUGGAGAAUAAAACGGUUCUAAGCCAGGGUCAGGGAAAGUGCAAGGUAAACCUGGAGCACGCUAUUAUACAGAAAGUAAGGAACUACUCAAAAACUAACAGGGAUAUGUUAAAAGGACACAGAAGCCAUCUUAAUGGAGCUCUCUCUAGCAAAACCUGGGAAAAUUUGUGGACCAAAAUUUGAAUAAUGAAAGAAAUGGGUAACACACUGAAAAAAUGUCCAUACUAGUUAAAAAAAUUAAAUUUAAAAAAGCAAGUAUGAAAAGCUCUUCUUUACAGAAGAAUGACAAUAUAGAAAAAAAUGAUAAAAAUAGAAAAGUCUCCAUUUUAUAAUCACCAGAGUAUUAUUUGAUUUGGCUAAGAGACAAUGGAUAAUAAAACCAUUGGGUGUAGAAGAUUAUUAGGACAGAAUAUUAACACAAUCUCUAACUUUCAUUCCAUAGAUACUUUUUAAUUACAGAGGGAAAAAGGUAUUGGUAGAAUGGAAAGUUUGGUGGACACCACCUUAACAAAGUGAUCAAACUCAGUCUCACCAAAUAAUGAGACAGACCAACAUUAUGUGCUUCCUGAGCCCAUGCACUGAGAACACAAUGCUCCUGUAAAAUAUUCCUGCAGAAAGCAUUUAACCUAAAUUUAAAAUUUAAGUGUUUUCAUGAGGAAACAAUGAACCAUAUCCAAAUUAGGGAUACUCUGCAAAACUGGCCCAGAGUCUUCAAAAACUGUCAAUGUCAUGAAUGACAAAAAAGUAAAGGAAACUAAAGUAAAAGAAACUAAAGACACAGUACUCUACAGUAAAGGAAACUAAAGACACAGGACUACUCAAUGCAAUGUGUGAUCCUUGAUUAAAUCCUGGAUGUUAAAAACAAAACAAAAUAGCUAUAAAGGAGAUUACUGGCACAACUGGGGAAGUCUGAGUAUGGACGAUGUAUUAGAAAACAGUAUAGUAUAUCAAUGUUAAAUUUCCCAAAUGUGACAAUUACACUGUAGUUAUGUAUGUAAUGCCCUUAUUCUUAAGAGAUACAUACUAAAGAAUUUAAGUGCGAAGUGCCAUGUCUACAAAUAACUUUCAAAUUGUAUACCAAAAAAAUUAAAACUUUGAAUAUACACACACAUACAUACUAAGAGAGGAGAAACUGAGGGAGGGGCAGACAAAGAAAAUAUGGCAAACUUAACAAUUGGUUAUCACUGUACUAUUCUUGUAACUCUUUGGGAAGUUUGAAAAAUUUCAAAGAUGCAUUAUUUUUUAACUGUUCAGAAGGUUUAAAUUUUUUAAAUAAAUAAUUUUGAGAAAGUCUGAGAAGAGGCCAAGAAGAGAAGAUGAAGAAAUAGUAAAGAAGAAUCAUAGAAGUCAAGGGAGCGGAGUUUCAAAAUGCUGUGGUCAAUAGCUUCAAUAUAACAGAGAGGUAAAUUAAGGAUGAGUUAAGUAAAGACCACUGGAUUCAGCAAUUAGGAGAUCACUGGUGAUGUAGGGGACAAGCAUUUCAUCAAAAGAAUAGAGUUGUGAAGUCAAAAUAUAGUGAGUGAAAAAAAUAAUAAAACAUGACUUCUCAAGAAAUUCAGCUAUGAAAGGCAGAGACUGGAAGCUACCAUAGACCUCGAGUGAAGAAAGGAUUUGUUUUCUAAAUAUGGCAAAGACAUGAAUAUAUUUAUAUAAAGAAAGAAGUUAGGAUAGAGGAUGGAAAAAAGAGGCAGAAGUGACAAAGACCCUGAACAGGCAGAAAGUGAUGGGAUCCAAAACAUAAAGAGAGUGUUUAGCCUUGGAAAGAAGGAGGAACACAUCUCCCACUAAGCCUGGAGAGAGGGAAGUAAAGACAGGUGAAAAUGUAGACAAUAUGGUACUGGGGACAAGGAUUAGAACAGGAAGUUGAAGGGAAUCAGAUCUGACAGCCUCAAAUAGAAAGAGAGGCAGUCUGCUAAAAAAGAAUAGUGGGACUGAUAGUAUAGGCUCUAAUAGUUGUAGAGAAUGGAAGGAGUUGUCUAGGGACAUUUGGUGAGUUCUAAGUGUCCACAUGAGUUCGGGACUACGAAUUUGUCCCAGUAGCCAUUUAAAAGUUUCUGUGAUUUCUGCCAGUGAUGUUCAGUAACUGAGAUACAGGAAUAAAGGAGCAUUAACAAAUAAACUGAUUAAAUUAGAACUUUCCUGAACAUAAGGUCAAUGGGAUAGCAGGUGACUGAAGUGGCAGAUCAUGUUGAUUAGGCUAGAUUAGGAAUAAACUGAAAGUAGAACGGGGCUAAGAACUUGAAGAAAAAACAGAAAGAUCAAAGCACUAAAAGGGCUUAGGGCCAAAGACCAGGCAUUGUGGGAAUAAUAAGUGAGAAUGUUACUGCUCUAUUAUAGUCCAGUGUUUCAGGGGUGGAGGACACAGCUAUGGGGGCUGGUGAAGUGGAAUGGAGGUGAAUGCUGACGAGUUGGGAUCAACAAGAAAUUAGAAGGCUAGGCAAUUGAUUACUUAUUUAGUACAAGGACAUGGAAGACACCAGGGCAAUAAGACUUGGGAGUGGGGGAAAAAAGACUGAUAAAAGAUAAGAAAGCAGUAUAGGCUUAAACCUCAAAGUAGAAAAGGUUUUGACCAGAGUAGAGGAGAAAUUGCAAGGCUAAGCUUAUCAGUUCUUCCCUUGAAUCACACAGUGAGCAGAGCGAGAGGCAGAGACUACAUUUGUCUCAAGUGCUAAAUCCUAAUGUCUAGCAAAAUGCCUGGCACACUGGAGAGUCUCAGUUGGUUCAAUAAAAGAAGGAAUGAAAGAAGUAUGACCAAUCUGUGAGUUACAAGCCUUUGGCCAAAGGUUCUAAAAUUUACAGUGUGAGCUGAACUAAUGCCAUGGGCAAUAGUAUUUUGCUUCCAGAGUACAUUUUUGUUGCAACUGGUAGGGUAGAGAGAUAGUUGUUGGAAAUAGUCUUUUCCUCAACUUUCCACCAUGAACAAGUACCCAAAUGGGACCAUUCUCAUAAUGAGUAAACAAUCCCAGAAGUGCUAAAUCCAGACAGAUUGUCCAGAUGUAAGCAACUCAUUUAAGACAAGGGGACAUCCGGUUUAUUCUGAUUUCAUCUUUAAGGCUAGAAAGAGGUAUAUUCUUACCCAUACUCAGGUCAAGAGGGUUAGUACUCUGCUUUAAGGAUAACAAAAUCAAAAGAAGAAACUCAAUGGGAGUACACAGUCAUCUUACCUAGCAAUUUAGAAAUUAAAACCUUGGACCUAACCCUAGCAACCUUUUCACUUUCAUUAUUUUCUGCUGUAAGCUUGUUUUCAGGAACAGCAAGGAAAGAAUGAGACAGUGCUCUUUGCUCAAGGAAAGAACCUAGGCAGGCUUGGGGAAAGCAAAAACCAACAGUGGGAAGGAAUGGUAACUAAGCAAAAGGAGAGGCAAGCAAGUUAGGUUUUAGAUGCCUGGGCACAAAAAGGAAGCCUGACAAUUAGAAGUAAUUAGGUGUAUGGAUUUCCCAAUAUACCACGCCCACUCACCAUCAGUAUAAAAAAAAAAACCCAACACCCUCUUCUUUCCAUUAAAGAUACCACCCUCUUCUUUCCAUUAAAGAUACCAGUGCCAGAAACAUACUUCACUUAAGAUAUAAUUAUGGGGACUUCCAUGGUGGCGCAGUGGUUAAGAAUCCACCUGCCAAUGCAGGGGACACGGGCUCAAGCCCCGGUCCGGGAAGAUCCCACGUGCGGCGGAGCAACUAAGUCCGUGCGUCACAAUGACUGAGCCUGCGCUCUAGAGCCCGAGAGCCACAACUACUGAGCUCAUGAGCCACAACUACUGAAGCCCACGCACCUAGAGCCCGUGCUCCCUAGCAAGAGAAAUCACAGCAAUGAGAAGCCCACGCACCACAACGAAGAGCAGCCCCCGCUCGCCACAACUAGAGAAACCCACAUGCAGCAACGAAGACCCAACACAGCCAAAAAUUAAUUAACUAAUUUAAAAAAAAGAUAUAAUUAUGACUAUUUUUUGCUCAGCCCUGAUUAUCAGGCAUGUAUAAGCAACAUAUCAAAAGGAAUGGAUUAUUCUAAGAAUCUUGACCAGUACUUCUGUCAACAUUUCUAGAAUAAGCAUUAUUAUACUGUCUUUAAUUUUAGACCUAACAUAUUUUACAGAUAAAAAAUCAUUAAUCUCGGGCUUCCCUGGUGGCGCAGUGGUUGAGAAUCUGCCUGCCAAUGCAGGGGACACGGGUUCGAGCCCUGGUCCGGGAGGAUCCCACAUGCCGCGGAGCAACUGGGCCCGUGAGCCACAACUACUGAGCCUGCGCGUCUGGAGCCUGUGCUCCGCAAAAAGAGAGGCCGCGAUAGUGAGAGGCCCACGCACCGUGAUGAAGAGCGGCCCCCGCUCGCCACAGCUAGAGAAAGCCAAUGCACAGAAACGAAGACUCAACACAGCAAAAAUAAAUAAAUUAAUAAACUCCUACCCCCAACAUCUUCUAAAAAAAAAAAAAAAUCAUUAAUCUCAAAUUAUUCCAAAUGGAAAAGCCAGAUAGCAGAUUAAUUCCGGCUUACCGAUAUAGAAACUGAAGUUGAGAAUACCUAAAUUGCUUCUUUAAGGCAAUCACCAAUAAUGUUGUGGUCAUAGUAUUUGUUCCUCAGCUUUUAAAUUAGGAAGUCGGGACUGCCCUGGUGGCGCAGUGGUUAAGAAUCUUCCUGCCAAUGCAGGGGACACGGGUUCGAUCCCUGGGCCGGGAAGAUCCCACAUGCUGCAGAGCAUCUAAGCCUGUGCACCACAAGUACUGAGCCUGCGCUCUACAGCCCCGUGAGCCACAAUUACUGAGCCUGUGUGCCACAACUACUGACCCUGCAUGCCACAACUACUGACGCCCACGCGCCCUAGAGCCCAUGCUCCGCAACAACAGAAGCCACCAUAACGAGAAGCCCGUAGACCGCAGCGAAGAGUAGCCCUCGCUUGCCACAAGUAGAGAAAGCCUGCGUGCAGCAACGAAGACCCAACGCAGCCAAAAAAAAAAAAAAAAUUAAAUUAAAUUAGGAAAUCAUUUGUACCACUUAAGUAAAAAUCAGGAAGAAGAUAGGACCAAAAUAUUACAAACACUAUAAUUUUUUUAAAAAGUCAUUUUGAUUGUCUUUUAAUAAUAGUUUUCUACUAAGAUUUGUUUUAAGACAGUGAGCUCUUUUCAGAAAUCAAUCCCAAACAAAAAGAACAAGAAACCAAACAUACAUAAUCCAUCUUCAAUAAAACUAAGAAACACGUGUAACUCCACAUCUCAAAAGGUGAAGACAGAAUGGGGAUAAAGCAAUAGUGCAUGACUUAGUAUACUGGUGUAUGAUCAAACCUAAAUGCCUGCAGAGAGGCAUAACAAAAGAAGUUGAAUCCAUCUACAGAACCCUAGCAGGGUUCAAAAAUUAGAAGCAAAAAUAAAAGGAAAGAAAGGAAAAAAGCUGGAAUCAUUAGGGACUGCAGAAGGCAGAAGGUGGAGGACUGAAAACAGGGAGAUUAUCUGAAAAUCUCUAUAAGGAACAGAUAGACCAACAAGAUUCCCAUCCCCACACUAACCAGCCAGGGAACUACCUCUUAGAGUGAUGUAGUGUCCAGAAAAAAAAAAAAAAGAGUGAAGGAUCAGACACAGAGUACAGUGCUAAAGUAAAAACGUGACCUCAUUACUCAGCCAUAAAAAAGAAUAAAAUAAUGCUAUUUGCAGCAACAUGGAUGACCUAGAUAUUAUCAUACUAAGCAAAGUAAGUCAGACAAAGACAAACACCAUAUGAUAUCACUUGUAUGUGGAAUCUAAGAUAUGACACAAAUAAACUUAUCUAUGAAACAGAAAAAGACUCACAGACAUAGAGAACAGACUUGUGGUUGCCAAGGGGGGCAGUGCGGGAGGGAUGAUUUGGCAGUUUGGGAUUAGCAGAUACAAACGAGUAUAUACAGGAUGGAUAAACAACAAGGUCCUACUGUAUAGCACAGGGAACUCAAAUAUCCUGUGAGAAACAAUAAUGGAUGAGAAAGAAUAUAUAUAUGUGCUACAAUCACUGCUGUACAGCAGAAAUUAACAUAACAUUGUAAAUCAACUAUACUUCAAUAAAAUUAAAAACAAAACAAACAAAAAAAGUGACUUCAGUGAAAAUCUGGUGUUGAAAGGUGAGAUCUCCAUCUCCUCUCUGUCAUCCAGCUCCAAAAUGCUUUUUCUAGGCAAGAGAAUAGAGGAUCUUUCUCAGUACCCACUGAUCCAUACCAGAAGAAAGACCUUCAGACACUGAUAUGUGGAAGUUCUUAGUCAACUGCCAGCUAAUCUCAUGACUGCGUUACAGAGAAGCCGACACACAUAUAACUUCUGAUCAGCUUUUCAGAGUUCCACUCUUAAAGGACACCAGCCAUCUAAAGAAGGCCUCUGACAUGACAAAAAACCACUAAAUCAAAGUCAAAGAAAACAGGAACUUAGAAAAGAGACACAUGCAUGGAACAAAAGAACAUUUCAAAGAAUUUAUAAUUAAAACCCUCUGAGGAAUAAAAGAAGAUACUGUACUCACAAAAUAGGUUGCUAUGAAAAGAAAAAACAAAAAGAGCUUUGGGGAACCACAAAUAUGAUAGCUUAAAAAAAAAAAAAAUCAGUAAGGGAAUUCCCUGGCAGUCCAGUGGUUAAGACUCCGUGCUUGCAUUGCCAGGGACCCACGUUCGAUCCCUGGUCUG
This is a messenger RNA of Orcinus orca (killer whale), 9669 nucleotides long. It is a transcript of the gene RNFT1, whose product is annotated as ring finger protein, transmembrane 1. Gene Ontology annotation, molecular function: ubiquitin protein ligase activity. Lineage: Eukaryota; Metazoa; Chordata; Mammalia; Artiodactyla; Delphinidae. The record is from RefSeq and is a predicted model, not a curated record. Bases 1 to 1158 code for a protein of 385 amino acids. Gene Ontology annotation, biological process: positive regulation of ERAD pathway. The transcript has 9 exons. Gene Ontology annotation, cellular component: endoplasmic reticulum.